Messenger RNA from Anopheles moucheti, 474 nucleotides. RefSeq lists its product as uncharacterized. The transcript is spliced from 2 exons. Lineage: Eukaryota; Metazoa; Arthropoda; Insecta; Diptera; Culicidae. Bases 1 to 474 code for a protein of 157 amino acids. The record is from RefSeq and is a predicted model, not a curated record.
AUGCUGAAGUUUGUCUGCCUACUUGCCCUGGUGGCUUUGGUCAGCGCCGCACCACAAAUCAGACCAGGGUUUCAGCCUGCGCUACCGGGACAGUUUGCUGGGGUUCAACAACCUGCUCCGCUCCCCGUACGACGUGUGCGUAACGUGGACGCCCCCGAGGUAAAGAAAGUGAUGGAAGAAACCAACGCUUCGGAUGCUGUCUCGAUCGAUGCUGAAAAUAAGGACGAUAUGGAUAAGGCUGAAACGUUCGGGUUCGGAUAUCAUCACUAUUAUCCUUCCUAUGGAUAUGGCGGUUAUGGCGGUUAUGGCGGAUAUGGUGGAUAUGGCGGAUAUGGCGGAUAUGGCGGAUAUGGAGGCUAUGGAUACAGCGCAUAUCCCAGUUAUGGCUACGGAUAUGGUGGAUAUGGUGGAUAUGGUGGAUACGGCAGUUAUGGCUACCCCGGCUACGCCUACAACUACGGUUAUCCGUGCUAA